AUGGUUGAGAAUCAAGCGAACACAGGGGAAACAAGCAGUAGCAAAGGAAGAUCCCUCAGUGCUGCCUCUGCUGCUGAUAAGUCAGCUUCAUCGACAGGAUCGGCGGCAGCAUCUGGCCAGCGUUCGGGAGAGCCCACCAUGUCGUUGGUGGUUGGAUUCUGGGCCAUGGAAAAGAAUGAAACCCAACACCCUCACCGAGCCGAGAUUGAAGCUGCCAUGCUGACCAACUUGGACAACCCCGUCUUUGAUCAAAUGGUGGUAAUCCUGGAUUCGGUAUCCCAGACAUCCAACUGCAGACACUUCCUGAAGCGCAUGAAAAAGCUGCGCAAGGAGUCCACAGUGACGACAUCUCGGUCGGUUGAAUUGACCUGUAUUCCUGUGGCGGGCUCGCAGCCAAAUUAUUUUGAGAUGUUCAACCACACACUGCAUCCUGCGAUCAAGGGUGAAAUCAUCGUUAUGAGCAACGCUGAUCAAGCCUUUGACGAGACCAUUGACUUGGCCAGGAAAAUGAAGGACAACCAGAUCUUGGUUACGUCUACUCUUGGAUACCACAGCCCAGUUCGAGGAAUGGUCGUACCCGACAAACUCCAAAUGCACUACAAUGCCCAUGUUCCUCCUUUGGGGGAGGUUGGUCAAAAAAUGACCAUGGGAAGGUGCUACGUGAACCGUUUCUUAAAGGACGAGUUUGAGAAAGACGGCACUUACAGCGAUUCAUGGGAUACAUUCAUUUAUCGAAAGGAAAUGAUCCGUUCUACACUGGCACCCCACCACUUCUUGCGAAUUUCCGUGCAGGAUGAAAACAUUCCAUUCAUGAUGAAUGAAAACGGUGCUGAACAUGCUGCUCUGGCGAGUUUGGUUCUCAACAUCAAACCCAGGCCACAAUUGUGGAAUGUGUGCAAGCAAAUCCACAGUUGGCACUACCAUUUGGCUCCCAAGACACAUCGAACAUCGGAACGAAUUUGGCCCUUCUUUGAAGAUGCUCUGAUUUACAAUGGAGACGCCGGCCAGAAGUACAUGAAGACCGGUCAACCAUUUGAGUAUGUUCCAAAACCUUGGAAGAAUGCCAAGAUGUGCCUGCAUAGAAACCCCUCCUGUCGAGCAAAAAUAUUUGACGAAACGGCAGCUGUGGAAGAGGCUGAGGCAAACAUCGACCCUCAACGUGAUUUGGCUUCUACUACCAACAAUGCGACAGUAAAGUGCCAAAGCUGA
Seminavis robusta is the source of this 1209-nucleotide messenger RNA. Lineage: Eukaryota; Bacillariophyta; Bacillariophyceae; Naviculales; Naviculaceae. The record is from the annotation of a GenBank genome assembly.